Molecule: messenger RNA, 447 nt
Organism: Penicillium macrosclerotiorum
Lineage: Eukaryota; Fungi; Ascomycota; Eurotiomycetes; Eurotiales; Aspergillaceae
Exons: 2
Coding region: 1-447 (148 amino acids)
Source: RefSeq, a predicted model, not a curated record
AUGAAUCGAAGGCUUUCGAUUGUGGAUCUUACCUCUGCACCAGCUCCGGUAUCCUUGAGCAGCCGCCGCUCAACUUCAGCAUUAUCCGGUUCCACCAUCCAUUCUUCCUCCUCUCCCAUCGCUGAAUCACAUGCUACGGCCCGUGGCGCAAAACGAAAGCGCCAGAGUGAUGAGGAUGAUGAUCAAUUACCUUCAUCCCCACCGGUAUCACGGCCACAAAUAACUCCCCAUGUUUCUCAAGAACCGGUUGAGUCCAUUGAUCUCACUGAAGUCAGUGAUUCCUCGGCGCUGGCCAAAGCACUUGCGAAACAACGAGAAGAUGCCAUUAAGGCCCAACCUACGGACCAGGAGAAAGGCCGCAGUAUGUUGGCCAAUUACCAAUGUCCGGUUUGCAUGGAUACUCCGGAGGAUGCUACGAGUACCUCGUGCGUAUUUACAAUCCAUUGA